Aspergillus ibericus CBS 121593 is the source of this 1568-nucleotide messenger RNA. Its product is annotated as putative signal sequence-binding GTPase GPN3. The coding region runs from base 314 to 1189 and encodes 291 amino acids. NCBI's taxonomy places the organism in Eukaryota, Fungi, Ascomycota, Eurotiomycetes, Eurotiales, Aspergillaceae. The transcript has a single exon. Gene Ontology annotation, molecular function: GTPase activity. The record is from RefSeq and is a predicted model, not a curated record.
GUUCAUGCACCGGCCGCGGGUUUCUAUUUGCCAACCGGAACCCCUCGAAUGCGCGGCUGAUCCAAUCGGCGCUGACAGACGGUCCCCGGGCUUUCUCAACCUCAACUUCUUUCCUUCCAGCCUGCCUCCAGCCCUCCGUAUUACGGGUCUCUUACUUACUCCGUACGGCGUGAUUUUCUCUAGCUUCGGUGAUUUUCUUGGGUGCGUGAAACUCCGAACUCGAGACGGAUCCCACUACUAGCUUCACUUUUCCCCUCCUUGUCAGCAUCCUGGACCCCGCGCCUUCACCACCACUACCACCACCACCGUCAGCAUGUCCAAGUACGGCGUCCUAGUGAUGGGCCCCGCGGGCGCGGGCAAAACCACAUUUUGCAGCUCCAUCAUCCAACACCUCCAAAACACCCGACGCAGCUGCUUCUACGUGAACCUUGACCCCGCCGCCGAAACCUUCAACUAUGAGCCCGACUUGGACAUCCGCGAACUCAUCACCUUGGAAGACGUCAUGGAAGAGCUAGGACUCGGUCCCAAUGGCGGCCUCAUCUACUGUUUCGAGUUCCUACUGCAAAAUCUGGAAUUCCUCUCGGAGGCGCUCGAUCCGCUCAGCGAAGAGUACCUGAUCAUCUUCGACAUGCCCGGUCAGAUCGAGCUGUACACGCACAUUCCACUGUUGCCGUCGCUGGUACAGUUUCUGUCGCGUCAAGGGCCCCUGAACAUCAGUCUCUGUGCGGCGUAUCUGCUCGAGAGUACGUUCGUCGUGGACAAGGCCAAAUUCUUUGCCGGCACGUUGAGUGCCAUGUCUGCCAUGUUGAUGCUGGAGAUGCCCCACGUCAACAUUCUGAGCAAGAUGGACCAGGUGCGGGAUAUGAUCUCGCGCAAGGAGUUGAAGCAGUUCACCAGUGUGGAUAUUAACAACCUGCUGGGCAGUACGGACGAGGAGGGGACGACGACGAUGGAGGGUGAUCCAUCGUCGAAAGAUACGAUGUUGAGUGGCGGGUCGUUCCAGCAGUUGAAUCGCGCGGUCGGCCAGCUCAUUGAUGAUUUCAGUAUGGUUUCGUUCCUCAAGCUGGACGUGCAGGAUGAGGACAGCGUUGCGGCGGUUCUGAGUCACAUUGAUGAUGCGAUUCAGUACCAUGAGGCGCAGGAACCACGCGAGCCGUCGGACGCCCAAGAAGUGGAUUACGAGGAUUGAGCUGUAAGCGGCAGGGGCUGAGCGCCGCGGCGAUUACGCCAUCACGUCAGGAUCGGGGCCUGACUAGCGCAUACUCCGUCGAGGUAUAUUAACUAGGUUGCAGCGGGAUGAACCCGCUGCUGAGUAACAGCAGCAACAACAACAACACCACCCCGUUGGAACCGCCGGCACCGUCUGCCAUAAGCAUCCCACCGGGUGAUGGGGCCAAAAAAACCAAGGGCAGAGAUUCGUAUCAGAUACGAACAAAGACACCGAAGGAAUCGGGCGAUCAACCAUUCCGACAAAGAGGAAUGUGAGCCGAAGAUCAUGUAAUUGCCAAGCAUGACACCUACACCAUACCUAAGACAACCCAAUAGCAAUGCAAACACCACCAAUCAUG